Messenger RNA from Lolium rigidum, 1531 nucleotides. RefSeq names its product receptor-like serine/threonine-protein kinase At1g78530. Gene Ontology annotation, molecular function: protein kinase activity; ATP binding. The record is from RefSeq and is a predicted model, not a curated record. NCBI's taxonomy places the organism in Eukaryota, Viridiplantae, Streptophyta, Magnoliopsida, Poales, Poaceae. The transcript has 5 exons. Gene Ontology annotation, biological process: protein phosphorylation. Bases 233 to 1282 code for a protein of 349 amino acids.
AUCCCCCUGCCCAGCUACUUACUCAGCGAGACACCUGUGCUCCUUCCACUGUGCUCACAUAGUCACAUGAGUACAAUCGACAACAAGUUCACCACAUCUUCAUCUCUCCCACUCGCCGGUUCCAAAACAUAUUUAGCAUUCCUCCCCUAUUGCUCCCUGAAUCGAGAAAUCGUCUUGCGGUUGCAUAUUGCCUUCAGCUGUUCUGUUGCCUUCUUCUGGGAUUGAUUUGAAGAUGCCUAAUAGCAUGAUUGCGCUCUACAUUACUCUUUGUUCUGUCCUGUUCAUCAUAUCCAAGAUGCUCAUCUCCUUCCUGUGCUACAAGAAGUGGGCUCGCAAGAAGAGGAUCAUCGAGACCAGCCUCACAGGUGGGAAGCUGGUGAUCUUCCGGUCGGCGGCGAUGCAGUCGCUGAGCCCGAAGUCGUUCAUGCGGAUGAUCAUGGGGCUGUCAAGCAAGGACGUGAUCGGGUCCGGCGGGUACGGGACAGUCUACCUGCUCCGGCUGGACGAGAAGUCGGCGUUCGCGAUCAAGAAGCUGAGCCGGGGCAGCGCGGAGAUGGACCGCGGCUUCGAGCGGGAGCUGGACACCAUGGGCGACAUCAAGCACCGAAACAUCGUCCCGCUCUGCGGCUACUACGCGGCGCCGCACUUCAACCUGCUCAUCUACGAGCUCAUGCCCAACGGCAGCCUCGACGGCAUCCUCCACGGCAAGAAGGAGGAGAAGCAGGCGGCGCUCCUGGACUGGCCGGCGAGGUACAAGAUCGCGCUGGGCGUGGCGAGGGGCCUGGCGUACCUGCACCACGACUGCAUCCCGCACGUCAUCCACCGCGACAUCAAGUCCAGCAACAUCCUCCUCGACCACAACAUGGAGGCCAGGGUGUCCGACUUCGGCCUCGCCACCCUCAUGAAGCCCAACGAGAGCCACGUCACCACCGUCGUCGCCGGUACCUUCGGCUACCUCGCGCCAGAGUACUUUGAGACCGGGAGGGCGACAACCAAGGGCGACGUCUACAGCUACGGCGUCGUCUUGCUUGAGCUUCUCACCGGGAAAAGGCCGACGGACGAAUCCUUCAUAGAGAACGGCACACGGCUGGUCACCUGGGUCAAGGAGACGAUGGAGGAGAAGAGGGAGGAGCACGCCGUCGACAGCGCGUUGCCUUCUUUCCCGGCGGAGGAGGUCAAGUUCGUGUUCACCGUGGCGGAGAAGUGCCUGGAGUCCGAUCCCCGCGAUAGGCCGACCAUGGCGCAGGUGGCCAAGAUGCUUGAGCAGGCCAAGCUUGCGUAGUAUACAGUAUGCUGAUUGAUUGACGCGCAGUAUAUAGCUUGGUUCUUAGUUUGUCUGCCGAAUUUUUCCGACUCUAGCUAGGCGCUGAUUUCCGAAAUUCGGAAUGGAUUCUGCCGAAAAUUUUCAAAAUAUUUUUGUUGGCAAGGUGCAAGUUGGUGUUGUAUAAGGAGCUAAUUUACUGUUUUGGACUUGGAAAAGAUUUGUACAGCGAUGCUUAUGAUCCAAUACCGCCCGAUCUAUGGCAUCUAA